Molecule: messenger RNA, 1131 nt
Organism: Monoraphidium neglectum
Lineage: Eukaryota; Viridiplantae; Chlorophyta; Chlorophyceae; Sphaeropleales; Selenastraceae
Product: Nucleolar protein 10
Exons: 8
Coding region: 1-1131 (376 amino acids)
Biological process (GO): maturation of SSU-rRNA from tricistronic rRNA transcript (SSU-rRNA, 5.8S rRNA, LSU-rRNA)
Cellular component (GO): 90S preribosome; nucleolus; small-subunit processome
Molecular function (GO): protein binding
Source: RefSeq, a predicted model, not a curated record
AUGGCGAUGAAGGUUUCGGCGUCGGACGGGGUAAAGGUGUACCACGUGACCUCUGGCAAGGCGCUGCCUGCGUGGCUGUCAGAGGCGAAGAAGCGGGCGCUGCGCAGGGAUGAGGAGUACCGGCGCCGAUUGGAGCUGCUGCAGUCGUUUGGCUUCCCCUCGGCGUGCCAGCGGCUCAAGGCUACGCCCGAUGGGCAGUACAUAUUCGCCACGGGCUACCACCCGCCAAUGCUCAAGGUGUAUGAUCUGGCCAAUCUUGCCAUGAAGUUUGACCGCCACAUGGACUCGGAGGUGGUCGACUUCACCAUCCUAUCAGAGGACUACUCCAAGGCGGCGUUCCUGUGCGCAGACCGCACCGUCUCGUUCCACGCGCGGUUCGGAGGCUACUACAAGGCAAGGGCGCCCGCGCACCGCGCCUUUGCACUGAACGGGUCAACGCGUGGGACGCGUGCUGGCAGCGGUACAGCUCAGCAGCUCAAGGGUGUGCGCACCCCGCGGCAGGGGCGCGACCUGGCUUAUGCGCCGCACCUGGCUGAGCUGGUGGUGGCGGGCAGCGCCAGCGAGCUGUGGCGCAUCAGCCUGGAGGAGGGGCGCUUCAUGACGCCGCUGGCCUGCAGGGCGCCGGGCGUCAACGCGUGCGGCGUGAGCCCCGUGCACGGCCUCUUCGCCGCAGGCGGCGAGGACGGCACCCUCGAAUGCUUCGACCUCCGCGCCCGCGCCGCCGCCGGCCGCCUCGACGCCGCCGCCGCCGCCGGCGCGCCGGGGGAGGCGCUGACCGCAGUCCGCUUCGACGGCGCGGGCAUGCAGGCGGCGGUGGGCACCUCCAACGGGCUGGUCGCGAUCUUUGACCUGAGGAGCAGCAGGCCGCUGCUGGUUAAAGACCACAUGUAUGGGGACCCCAUAAGGGACAUCAAGUGGCACGUCAGCGGCGCGGGCGGCGCGGGCGGCGCCCUGGCCGCGCGGCGCGUGGUGUCGUCAGACUGCCACGCUGUCAAGAUAUGGGACGCGUCCACAGGGGAGGGCUACACCAGCAUAGAGCCGCCUGAUGGUGACAUCAACGACGUCCUGCUGUGGCCAGACUCGGGGCUCAUCAUGAUCGGCGGCGACACGCCGCGGGUGAGGGCGGGGUGA